Aspergillus oryzae RIB40 is the source of this 1212-nucleotide messenger RNA. RefSeq lists its product as uncharacterized. NCBI's taxonomy places the organism in Eukaryota, Fungi, Ascomycota, Eurotiomycetes, Eurotiales, Aspergillaceae. The record is from RefSeq and is a predicted model, not a curated record. The transcript has 2 exons. The coding region runs from base 1 to 1212 and encodes 403 amino acids.
AUGCCACAGCCAUUUCCCAGGUUCUAUAUCAUUAGGCCUCAAGGUUCAUUCGUACCCUUGAUCCCAGUCGACGAGCUACCGUCGUGGAUUCAAGUUGGGAACUGGGACUGGAAUGAUAUGUCAUUGUUUACUGCCAUGGCUCCUGCUAGUUUCAGUUCUAUCCCACGCGUCGGCGAAUACGACGUCGUCUGCCACAACUGCAACGCCAGUCUUGAUAGGCUUCAUCGAAGCGUCUCGGAGCAGAGUGGAAAGACCGGAAAUAGCUCUCAGAGCCUCCGUUUACCACUUAGGAAACCAAACAAGAUCUACGCCGGUGCAUUACUUUCACAGUCAUCACAGGAGGCACUGUCACCUCUUGCAUCAAGCUAUGUAAUGUCCUUGACACAGCCGCUCUUUUACACACCUGGGUACCCUGCAUGCUUCACAGAGCCCCCUUAUUAUGCGAACCUGCAGAGCCCUUUUGUUGGAAUGGGCCUCUUCAGCCUCAAAGGCUACCGCGAAAGACAUCAAGCUAGGAAAUUGGAAAAAGAAGCACGGGACAAUUUAAGACGACCACCACGGAGCAAGACACCACCUUCGGGUUCUUCAACUGAUCCAACUAAUCAAAAUCCUGCCAAUUUGCCAAGCUCUCAAACUGCUGAGGCUGGUCCGAGUGGUCAAGGUCAAAACCAAAAUAAUCAGGGGCAUCAAGAAGACCCCGACGCGAUUAUGCCAGCACCCGACGAUGCUGGCAACGCAUAUUUCGAGCCCGCACCACAGCACCCCAAUGGUCCUGCUGAACAGGAAACGCAAUCGAUUGGGUCCUCGUCGAAGUCCGUACCACAGGAGCCCGAUAGUCCUGCUCAAAAGCAAACGCAACCAGUCCCUAUACCAAGGCUUCCACUGAGUUCCAAGCCACAAGAGCCCGUUCUUCCUGCUGAACAGCAAACGCAACCAGUUCCUAUACCAGGAGCCUCAUCAAGGGCCGAGUCACAAGGUUCCAAUCACUCUUGUAAGCAUAAGACGGACUCACCCCCAUACCGAAAACAUGCGCCCCAGAAAUUUGAAGUCGAUCAGUCACUCAUUUUUCCAUUCUCACUCUCAGAAACCAGUCUAGAUAGCAGAUUGAGAGCAGGCACUCAAUCUGCUCGAUACGAGGAUAUGGACACCUACAAGGAUUUUCAAACAGACCUUCGAAUGCGUCUCGGUCCAAGAAAAGUUCAUUCUUCUUGA